UUUAUAGAAAAUUAUUAAACAAAAAUAUUGGUGUAAUCUUAAAAUAUAACAUGUCAAUAUAAUUUAGUGUCUAUUUCACAGACUAGCUCUAAUAUUAAUUUUAAUUUUAAUGCAGAGGAGGUUAUUUACAUUCGCUGUGUAGUCGAUGAAAACUGAAUUCAACUAUAAAAUUGCCCCUACCUUAAAGUAGGAUGGUUUAAUAGGAGUUUUUUGUUUUGUUUUGGGUUUAAUAGGAGUUUUGAGAAGAAGUACUAGUUUAACUUUUGCCAUUGUGGUAAGAAAUGUCAUUGCUAGAAAAGAGCUUGACAUGAUAAAAUUAGCUAUAAAUGUAACUUGAUUUUUUUCCUUUCUGAUACUGGGAAGGAACAUGAGCUCUGCAGCGUCCAGUAGCAGCCUUUUCAAAGAAGCAAGUUUGGCUGAUUACAAAUAACCAGUUUGCUUAUUUAUCAUGAAUUGUGGAAGACACAAAUGUCAGCUUGUCCAUGCGAUCGUGCCUGGAGCACUCUGGUUUCCAGGUGACAGACACGAUUCACGUUGACUCAUCACUUCUCCCAGCCUGCCCCGCCAGCCGCUCAGCAGUAUUGGAUCUUUAAAGAUAUUUUGAAGAUAAAUGUUUCAGGUGUUUUUGAUAAAGCUGUGGAAUGGAAAGAGGUCCUGUAAUAAGGAGGGAUCCGAACAAGCUCAGAAUGAAAAUGAAUUUCAAGGCACUGAGGCCAUGGUUCUGGAGAGCGUCAUGUUCGCCAUUCUUGCAGAGAGGUCGCUUGGGCCGAAGCUCUAUGGCAUCUUUCCGCAAGGCCGCCUGGAGCAGUUUAUCCCGAGCCGGCGAUUAGAGACUGAAGAAUUAAGUUUGCCAGAUAUUUCUGCGGAAGUAGCUGAGAAAAUGGCCACAUUUCAUGGUAUGAAGAUGCCAUUCAAUAAGGAACCAAAAUGGCUUUUUGGAACAAUGGAAAAGUAUCUAAAUCAAGUGCUGAGAAUUAAAUUUACCGAGGGAGCCAAGGUGAAGCAGCUCCACAGAUUCCUCAGUUACAACCUGCCUUUGGAACUGGAGAACCUGAGAUCAUUGCUUGAAUCCACUCCAUCUCCAGUUGUAUUUUGUCAUAAUGACUGUCAAGAAGGUAACAUCUUAUUGCUGGAAGGGAGAGAGAACUUGGAAAACCAGAAACUGAUGCUCAUCGACUUUGAAUACAGCAGUUAUAAUUACAGGGGAUUCGACAUUGCGAACCAUUUCUGUGAGUGGAUGUAUGAUUAUAACUAUGAGAAGUACCCCUUUUUCAGAGCAAACUUGGGGAAGUUCCCCACCAGGAAGCAGCAGCUCCAUUUUAUUUCCAGUUACUUGGCUGCAUCCCUAAAUGAAAUUGAAAACCUCAGUAAUGAAGAAAAGUUCAUUAUAGAAGAAGAAAUGCUGGUUGAAGUCAAUAGGUUUGCCCUUGCCUCCCAUUUCUUCUGGGCACUGUGGUCCAUCGUGCAGGCCAAGAUUUCAUCCAUCGAAUUUGGCUACAUGGACUAUGCCCAAGCGAGGUUUGAUGCCUAUUUCCACCAGAAGAGGAAGCUGGGGGUGUGACCGCGGGAGGACUUCUUAUACUCCGUCCCUGGACUGCGUGGGGCGGCCGAGCCAUGGAGCCCUCUGCUCCGACUGCUGUUCCUGCGGCAAGAAGCUGGGAUGGCUCGCUGCCGCACACAGAUGUGUAUGAUACAAAAGACUGUAUUAAAAUUGAGUAACAUUUAUUUCAUAUCUUGUUUACGAUUUCACUAGGCCUCUGACAAGCUCGGGCAGCAGAAACACAGUUCAGUAGUGCAAUAGUGCGAUAGCUCAGAUUCCUCUAGUCCAGAGAGGCCCCGCCUGCGCAGACAUGCAGCCAGCCAGCAUGCCACCACGGGCGCUUCUGGUUACUGUUGACUCUUUACAGGACUUUACCCUGCUGGUGAGCACUGUACCGGCUCUCUGUAGGUAACGUGUGUAGACACUGCUCACUCCUGAGGGUGACGAGGGACAGGCAGACCGUGAUGCCGCUCGUGGCCUGCCAGUCGUCUCCAGAAGCUGUUCCUUCACCCUCUGGUCCAAAAGGCUGAAGCUCAAGGAAGCAGAAUGCACACGGCGGGCGCCAGCUGCUGUCUCCGUGCGAUGAAUGUAGCUCCUGGUACCUGUCGUGUGUUCAGUUGUACGGACAGAUCUCUCCCUAAGUGGGUGUAGCCUCUGCCUUGCCCUCCUCACUGAAUGUUGCUUUAUUAACUCUGCCUCGAAGGGCCACGGCGGGCAAGGGCAGCGUGGGGGUAUGCAGGCCCCUGCCUCCCAGCUGCCUCCCGUGGGGACCAGGGGCUUUGUCCCCUCCCUGCCGCCUUUUCUCCUCCAUGACUGCAGCCUGGAGCUGACCGUUCUGUGACAGGGCUGUCUGCCCCAGGGCCCCUCAGGAGCAGAAACCCUGGCUGGGGCUCUCGGUGGCCAACCCUCACUGCUCUGACGCCCCAGUGUCCUUCCGGUGGGACCAGCCUGUGUGUGACAUGUGGGGCGUGGGUAGACUAUAGCUGUGAAAUUUGUAUAUGUUAAAUAUCCUUUGGGAUACAUUUUUUAAACCUGAACUCUUACUGAAUUAUUUCUGUGCAUACAGUUCUGCUACCACAGAGAUUGUACUAUACAAACAAUAAAAAAAUAAAACCCCA
This is a messenger RNA of Myotis brandtii (Brandt's bat), 2658 nucleotides long. It is a transcript of the gene CHKA, whose product is annotated as choline kinase alpha. Gene Ontology annotation, molecular function: choline kinase activity; ethanolamine kinase activity. The record is from RefSeq and is a predicted model, not a curated record. Gene Ontology annotation, cellular component: cytoplasm. Gene Ontology annotation, biological process: phosphatidylethanolamine biosynthetic process; CDP-choline pathway. The transcript is spliced from 14 exons. Bases 611 to 1561 code for a protein of 316 amino acids. Lineage: Eukaryota; Metazoa; Chordata; Mammalia; Chiroptera; Vespertilionidae.